AUAGCCCACGCGCACCGGCAGCUCUGGAGAGCUGAACACCUACCUCUUCUCCAGCAUACCUCGCGAUUUUGCUUUGCUCGUCGCGACUGACAAUGAAUCGGCUACCAGAGACGAAUAGCGGUACUGUCACUUCCUGGAUCCCGAUCCCGACGACACAUCCCCAUCAACCUGGAUGCGAAAGUUCGCUUUGGAAAUUCGUCCCAAAUACAAUCGCCGCUUGGGACCCUGGCUAUGGAAUCAGUGUUUCGACAUCGCCGACAUGCCUCCCUAAGCCGGUGACAACAUGGUGGUUACAGGACCGGUUCGGCCCCAUCGCGGAGACAGUACUUAGCAUAGGACCCGUCACAUGUCCGCAAGAUUACUAUACCGCGACGGCGUCGGCUAAAGACUCUUCUAGUACUUUAAUAGCAUGCUGUCCCAUGGAGUAUGACUUCGUGGCCUUUUCCGAUCCGGGAAGCACUGGUGAAUGCACAUCAAAGCUUAAGAAGGGGGACAUAGUUACUUUUGCGACGAAAGAUUCCGGUUGGCAUGUUACCACUUCGACCGUCACAGCAGCUUCAAAUGUCGCAGCCAUUCCCGUAAAUGGUUGGGUGUUUGCUUCCUCGACAAAUAGCGCAAAUAACUGCGAGGCAUCGGUAACCUCAGCAUUAGCGAACCAGAUGGCGACGGGGAAUGCAAGCUGCGAAGCGACCAGUGGUGGAAUUUCAUCAGGGGCCGCAGCUGGGAUUGGAGUCGGUGUAUCGAUGGGAGUUACUGGACUGGCUGCUCUAGGCGCCGGUCUCUUCAUGAUGUACAGAACGCGGAAGGUAGCUCGAAGGAAACCCGCCGAGACCCAUAUCGCCCACUUUGUAAACAGUGGUGGAAAGGGCAUGAAUACCAGCGCCCAGGCCCUACCGACGUACACAUCCGAACUUCGAGACACGCCCAGCCCGCCUGAGAGACCUCAAUACCAGCCGAUAGAAAGAGACAUGUGGGACGCGACGGCACCCUGCUUGCCAUCAUCGCAUUCGCGUACGCCCUCAAAUGCGCUAUCAAAUGCCAUAACAGUUCCGCACGGGGAGAUGGAUGCUACAUCCUACCAAGGCAUAAGCGAAAGAAGCAGGAUGGGAACGCCAUACCAAGAUAUUGACGGUAGAACUUUAGGCGCGAGGACAGUGACACCGUCUCAUCAAGAUUCCGAGGAAGAAAUGAGGAGAAGGAUGGAGUUAGAAGGGGAAUUCGACCGGAAUGUCAAGGUUAACCUAACGUCGCCUUGGGUUACCACAGCUAGACCACCAUUCCCGUCAUCGACAUCGUCAUCACAACAUUAUCAUCCCCCGUAUUAACCCGAGAUGAAAUUAUUGGUAAUACAUCAACUUCUCGCCAUGCGCGACUAAUAAACGAUCCAUGACGUCUGGUUCAUACUCCGUUCCGUCCUAGUGGGUUAGGCACCCAGGUACCCAAACCGAGGAUCGGGAUUAUGCUACGCCGAACUGAUGCCACGAAGGACCUCGCAUAUUCGACAGCGACUUAACUAGUUUACAUGGUACUAAAGGAUAUAGAAAAGGAUACACAUUUGGACACAUAGAGAUUUAUUCUGUUCAAAAUUCGCUGUACAUUAUUUACACACCAAUCCAAUCCCCCCCCAUAAUGAAACCUUACGACGCCCGAACACAAA
Messenger RNA from Hypoxylon trugodes, 1657 nucleotides. RefSeq lists its product as uncharacterized. The coding region runs from base 93 to 1325 and encodes 410 amino acids. The record is from RefSeq and is a predicted model, not a curated record. NCBI's taxonomy places the organism in Eukaryota, Fungi, Ascomycota, Sordariomycetes, Xylariales, Hypoxylaceae. The transcript has 2 exons.